UGCAAUUAAUCGAAUUUCGAUUUCAAUCUCGAUUUCGGCUCCCAACGAUCACAAAAACUAUGUAAUCGAGAAAAAACGAUUAUUUGGUAAUUACGUUUUGCCCGUUACGUUGGUCUCUGUUCUGAAUGACGCGCAUGCGCACUUUCGCCCUCCCGAAGCCUCAACUCGUCAGCGAACGUGUGUGUUAUCAGGUAACUUAGUGGUGCCAUUUAAAAAUCUGCGGGAGUGAUGGCGGAAAAAGAACCACAGAAGCAAUUGGUAAACAAAAGAGGUAAAAGCCAUUCCGUUGUUUGGGAACAGUUUGGAUUCGACGAGGCGGACGUGGAUCAAAAUCAAAUUAAGUGCAAGAUUUGCUACGCGGUGGUGUCUGCACCGCAGGGAAACACCACAAAUCUUUUCAAUCAUCUUAAAUUUAAACACAGACCGACCUAUGACCAACUAAUAAAGAAACAGAAAGAACAAAGAUCAACCCCCACGACCUCUGCAACGCAGUCUUCCAUUAAAGACACGCUGUUCAGUGCAACUCCUUAUCCAAAAAGUUCGGAACGACAAAAAAAAUCACCGAUGCUGUUUCAUACUUUUUAGCCAAAGACAUGUGUCCCAUUAGCACGGUCGAAGAUGAAGGGUUCAAGAAACUGAUUAAUACUUUGGACAAGCGUUAUGCUUUGCCAUCUCGACACUACUUCACGAGAGUUGCUCUGCCUGCUUUAUAUGAGAAAUGCCGUGCAGAAGUGGCUAAUGAAGUGUUAAAAGCAGAGUACAUUGCCGCUACAACAGACCUGUGGUCUAGCCGCAAAAUGGAGCCAUACAUUAGCUUAACAAUACACUACAUCGACGCCAAUUUUAAUUUGAAUACGAAAUGUCUCCAAACGGCGUUUAUUCCCGAAGACCAUACUGGGCAAAACAUAGCACAUGCACUGAGGGAAGCUGUGGCUGCAUGGGGUUUAAACGAGGAAAAGCUCGUCUGCAUCACUACGGACAAUGCCUCAAACAUAAAGCUGGCAGCUGAGGUGAAUGGAUGGAUGAGGCUUCAGUGUUUCGGGCACAGACUUCACUUGGCCAUAGAAAAUGCAAUGAAGGAUUCCAGGAUCGACCGUGCAAUGGGGGUCUGCAAAAAGCUUGUUAGCAGUUUUUCCUAUAGUUGGAAAAAAAAGAGGGAUCUUGCAGAGGCACAGAAGCAGCUGAAUCUGCCUGAACACUCAUUAAAAACAGAAUGUCCAACCAGAUGGGGAUCUAGGCAGGCAAUGAUCAGCAGAGUCCUUGAGCAGCAUAAGGCCAUCACCCAAGUUCUUUCUAGUGACCGAAAACUUCGACAUCUCACCCUCUCUUGGCAGGACAUUGAUGUACUAGAAGCCAUCAAUAAGUGUCUUAGCCCUCUGGUUGAAUUCACUGAUGCACUUUCUGGAGAGAAAUACAUUAGUGUGUCUUUUCUGAAGCCAACCCUCCACCUCUUUAACAGUUCUAUACUGGCAGUGCAGGAGGAUGACACAGGCCUUGCCAAAAGCAUCAAACAGAAGUUUACGAGUUCGCCUCACUGA
Misgurnus anguillicaudatus (oriental weatherfish) is the source of this 1538-nucleotide messenger RNA. RefSeq names its product E3 SUMO-protein ligase ZBED1. Gene Ontology annotation, molecular function: DNA binding. The record is from RefSeq and is a predicted model, not a curated record. NCBI's taxonomy places the organism in Eukaryota, Metazoa, Chordata, Actinopteri, Cypriniformes, Cobitidae.